AUGGAUCAAUUUCAUGAUUAUCAAACAAAAUUAUUUGAAUUAUUAUCAAUGAAUCCAUUGAUAAAAGAAUUAGAAGAACAAGCUAAAACUAUUGAACAUUUACGUCAAAGAAUUGAUCAAUUAGAAUCAUCCAAAGUAACUCAAUCAAUCCUAUCUCCCAUUUCAAAUGAUCAAUAUAGCAUCAAUGAUAAUGAUUCGACUGAUAAUUUACAAUAUGAAGUAAAAUUACUUAGAGAAAGAGUUUUUAUAUUGGAAACUGAUUUUUUAAUCAAAAAUAAAGAAAGUCAAGCUCAAAAAGAAGAACUAGAACUAUUAAGGAAAGAAAAUGAUGAAAUCAAGCAAGAGAUGUCAAAGAUCCUUGAAAUGAGUUUCAGUCAAAAGCCACCACUUCAGGAAUUCGUUAAACCGACAAUUAAAGCAUUUGAUAAAAAAGAAUCUCAAUUAAACAAACCGAUAAGCUCAGAUACAGACGAUGAGGAUUAUAUAAAAUCAACAAGCAGACCGCCUUUAAAUUCUAGAAGAAACAUUGUAACUAGGGACAUUCAAAUACCAAAGACAUCAUAUUAUUCUGACCAGGCAAAAAAUAUAUCUGUCCCAGCGAAAAAUAAUCCUUUAACACCAACAUCACCAUCUCGUACUGAAAGACGUUUCGAAAAUUUAUUGCCAGAAAGACAAAAUUCAGGAUUUUAUAAAAAUUCUCAAUAUAUUCCAGGGCAAAUCCAUAAACGUUCAAAAAGUGAAACUCGCUCGUCUCAAUCACAACCUAUUCAAAUCAACACACCUAUUGCUUCAAAAAGACCACAACAUUAUUCUAAACUUACUUAUAGUAACGGUUCACCAACAUCUUCCCAAUCGGGGAGCGAUUUAAUGAAAUCAAAUAAUAAUUAUUUAUCUGAUGAUAGUGAAGAUCAUGAGUAUGUUGGCGAACGAAAUAUUAUGGAAUCUAAAUCAAAUACCGACCAGAGUAAGGAAGAAUCAUCUACUUCACACGAUGAUUUAUGUAAAUGUAAUAAAUGUGUUGCUGCUCAAUUAAGAGAGAUUGAAUUCUAUCGAAGUAAAAUGCAAGCUAACAACUAA
This is a messenger RNA of Cetraspora pellucida, 1077 nucleotides long. The record is from the annotation of a GenBank genome assembly. NCBI's taxonomy places the organism in Eukaryota, Fungi, Glomeromycota, Glomeromycetes, Diversisporales, Gigasporaceae.